AUGGCAGCCUCACCACCUUUGGAAAAGUCGCACAACCAUCACCCCGACAGCGAAAGCGAUGGCGAAGCUGACGUCGACACAACCCCCAUUGCCCUCUCUUCCACCGAGAAACGUCGAACCCGCAAACUUCGUUUCCAGUCAUGGUUACAGAGCGCAGCUAUCAAGGAUAUCCGCAAAGUCGCUCAGGAGGUCAAUCGUGCAACUGCAGAUGAGGAGUUGUCUAUCCGUGAGCUGCUUGCUAGUCAGGAGACCACCCAAAUCAUCACCACCCCCAGAGAAUACCAGCUCGAUCUCUAUCAGCGCGCAAUUCAUCAAAAUACCAUCGCCGUCCUGGAUACUGGCUCAGGCAAGACAUUGAUUGCUGUUCUACUUCUUCGCCAUACCAUCGAGCAGGAGCUCCAAGCCCGUCUGGAAGGAAAGCCGCAUCGUAUAUCCUUCUUCUUGGUGCCUUCGGUCCCGCUUGUCUUUCAACAAUUCGCGGUUCUAGAGCGCAAUCUCGACUAUGAUGUUGAUAGAUUGUGCGGUGCAAUGAUGACUGAUAAGUGGAGCAAGCAGGUAUGGGAAGAACGCUUCGCCAAAACCCAUGUCAUCGUCUGCACUCCAGAUGUCCUCAAGAGCUGUCUAAGCUGCUCGUUCAUCUCCAUGCGCCAGAUCAACCUACUGGUCUUCGACGAGGCCCAUCAUGCCAAAAAGGGCCAUGCGUAUGCUCAGAUCAUCAAGGACUUCUACUUGACCGAUGUUGAUGAGGGCGCUCGUCCUAGAAUCUUUGGUAUGACAGCCUCGCCUGUUGAUGCAAGAGUCGAUGUGCGCCAAGCUGCCAGGGAUCUCGAGAACAUCCUCAACAGCAAGAUUGCUACUGCACGCGACCUCGCCCUGCUACAGAACGCAGUCACGAAGCCGGAUGAGAAGAUACUGUCGUACACAACCUCACCAGCCAUUCCCGCACCAAGUCAACUCUAUCAAGAUUUGAAGAACCACUUUGGUAGUGUCAGAUUCCUCGACGACAUAUUUGAACGUGCCGUGAAGAUCCGUUCACAUCUCGGAGAAUGGUGUGCCGAUCGUUACUGGGGUUUCGCCCUAGCUGAGGAACGAUCAAAAAAAUUAGAGUCUCGCGUUGAGAAAGCUGCACGUAUGAAUGGCUCUACAGACGAGGCCGAUCUCGAAGUAGAACAGAUUCGAAAAGCCAUGGAUAUGGUUACCAAUCAUGAAUUCGGAAGACCUCGAGCUGAUCUCUCGGAUCUCAGCAACAAAGUCCAACAACUUUAUAAUUAUCUCGGACAUCACUACGAACGCCCGUCAGACUAUCGCUGCAUUGUCUUUGUAGAGCAAAGAAGCACUGCCUACUUGUUACACAAAGUCUUUGAUACCAUCGGCAGCACUCAUCUCAGUGCCGGUUUACUGAUUGGGGCUGGAAAUGGCCGUCUCGACGAUGUUCAGUCUACUUUCCGCAACCAAGUCGUCACACUCAUCAAGUUUCGCAAAGGAGAGCUGAAUUGCCUAUUCGCAACUUCGGUUGCCGAAGAAGGUUUAGACAUUCCGGACUGCAAUUUGGUCGUCAGAUUCGACAUCUGUAAAACAAUGAUUCAAUACGUCCAAUCGCGUGGACGUGCCCGACACAAGAACUCCAAGUUUUUGCAUAUGAGAGAGGUCAACAACUGGGACCACGACACCAUACUGUCCGAGAAUCGGGGAGCGGAGCACGUCAUGCGCUCAUUCUGCGAAGCUCUUCCGGCCGAUCGCCAACUUGAAGGUGAUCACGACAUGACUUUUACUCAAGACAUGGUCAGUCUCUAUCCUACACAUGUGGUUCCAAGCACUGGCGCAAAGAUCACUUUCGGCUCAGCCCUUCAGAUCUUAUCACACUUCGUCGACAGUCUCCCCAAGGAAGGCGAGGAAGCUUUACAGCCUACCUACAUCACUACAAAUCAAGGUGGGCGCUUUGUCUGUGAAGUCAUCAUUCCUGACCCUUCACCUGUGCGCUCAUCAAUUGGCGACCCCAUGACAAAGAAAUCUCUUGCGAAGCGCUCAGCAGCUUUCAAGGCUUGCAAAGAGCUUGUGAUGUCAAAACACCUUGACCCUAAUCUCGUCCCAAUUUACACCAAGAAAUUGCCGUCGAUGCGCAACGCAGCUUUAGCUCUGAGUUCCAAGCAAUCCGACAUGUACGAUCUGCGUAUCAAGCCUCACAUCUGGGACGAUGGACGCAACUCGGUCCCAACCACAGUGUAUCUCACUCACUUGAACAUGCCGCAGGGACUAGAGCGUCCUCACCAGCCUCUAUUCCUUGUCACCAGAAAGCCGAUGCCCAACUUCCCCGAGUUCCCCUUGUUUCUGAACGACGCUCGCAGGACAGAUGUGAAAUUGACAUCGUUCGCUACGGCAUGUCAAGUCACCGAAGUCGAACUAGCCAAAUUCACCUUGUUCACACUACGUAUCUUCAAAGAUCUUUUCAACAAGACGUAUGAAUUUGAUGUGAUGAACACGCCUUACUGGCUGAUACCAUCUGGGCAGUCAAAUCAGUUCCCUGAUGCCAAAGCUGAUCCUUUCCAACUCAUCGACUGGGCAACUGUAGACUACGUCUAUGAGAACGACAAGGGCUUCCAAUGGUCACCAGGGAUGCCUGGUUCGUUUUUGGUAGACAAGUUCUAUGUUGAUCAGUGGGACGGUGGUCGACGCUUCUAUUCUUCGAGAGUUGCACCAGAGUACAAACCCUCGGAUCCCGUUCCUGAAGGAUGUAUUGCUUCGAAGAGACAGACUGACAUUAUCGACUACACCGUCAGUCUGUGGCAAAAGACACACAAGGAGAAGAAGACUUGCUGGAAUCCCAAUCAACCUGUCCUGGAAGGCGAAAAGAUACUACACAGACGUAACAUGCUCGCAGAACCUACUAACAAGGAAGAGCAAGAAAGAUCAAAGACUCGAAGCUUCAUAUGUCCUGAGCCACUCAUCAUCUCUUCUUUACCAACUCCCGUGGUAGCGACCUGUUACGUUUUCCCUGCCAUCAUUCACCGCAUUGAUGACUACCUCAUCGCAAUGGAGACGUGUGAAGAACUUGAUCUGACCGUGGAUUUACCUCUAGCUCUAGAAGCUAUCACCAAGGAUUCUGACAAUACCGAAGAGCAUCGGAACCAUGAACGCAUCAACUUUCAGCGUGGUAUGGGAAAGAACUACGAACGUCUCGAGUUCUUGGGGGACUGUUUCUUGAAAAUGGCCACCUCGAUUUCCACGUUCACACAAAACCCCAACGACAAUGAAUUCGAUUUCCACGUGAAACGCAUGCUGCUUCUUUGCAACCAAAACCUCUUCAACACUGCGCAGAAGCUCAGGCUUUACGAGAACAUUCGCAGCAGCUCAUUCUCUCGACGCACGUGGUAUCCCAGUAACUUAAAGCUCUUGCAAGGCAAAGGCGCCAACAAGAACGGCUCUGAAUCUAUGAAGCAUGCACUCGGUGACAAGACAAUUGCAGACGUGUGCGAAGCACUCAUGGGUGCCGCAUUUCUCACUCAUGAUAAGCCUGGAAAAUGGCGGCCAGAACACUGGCGUGAUGCUGUCAAGGCUGUCACCAAGUUUGUGGACAGCCCUGACCAUACCAUGAUGGAAUGGAAAGACUAUUCUCGCACAUAUGAGAAGCCAGCAUACCAGGUAGCCGAUGCCAGAGCUGCGAACCUUGAACUCGCUAGAAGAGUAGAAAAGGAGCACGCAUACCACUUCAGAUAUCCGCGUUUGCUCCAGGCUGCUUUUCAUCAUCCCUCCUACCCCAACAUUUGGUCUGCCGGUAUACCGUCUUACCAGCGACUUGAGUUCUUGGGCGACUCGCUUCUUGAUAUGACAAGCAUCACCCAUCUUUUCUACAAUCAUCCUGAUAAGGAUCCUCAGUGGCUGACCGAGCACAAGAUGGCGAUGGUGUCCAAUCAGUUUCUUGGAGCAGUCUGUGUCCGUCUUGGAUUCUGGAAGCAUCUUCUUUUCAACCACGAUUCUUUGCGUCAACAAAUCGCAAACUAUGUCACUGACAUCACAGAUGCGGAAGCAGCAUCUCAUGGAGCAAUGGACUACUGGACUACGGUGAAGGAAGGACCCAAGUGUCUACCUGACAUAGUUGAAGCAUACGUCGGUGCCAUGUUCAUUGAUGCCGACUUCGACUACACCGUCGUACAGCGCUUCUUUGACGAGCACAUGAAACCAUUUUUCACAGACAUGGAGAUCUACGACGACUACGCAAACAAUCACCCUGUGACUCGACUUCACAACGUGAUGCAGAAACACUUUGGUUGCCAUGAAUACAACUUGUUCAAUAGUGAGGAGACUGUCGACGGCAUGCAACCACUCUUCUGGUCGGGGGUUAUGAUCCAUGAUCAUGAACCUAUCGGCGUCUGGCGAGCCAAGUCUGGCAGAUAUUCCAACAUCAAGGCAGCUAUUCUGGCAGUGGAGGUGCUCGAAGGUGUUGCUCCCUACGAGUUCCGAGCCAAGUAUGGCUGUGACUGUCGUGAAGACACUGACGGCGGAGACGAGGGCAGCAGUACAGCUUGA
Aureobasidium pullulans EXF-150 is the source of this 4524-nucleotide messenger RNA. RefSeq names its product dicer-like protein 1. The record is from RefSeq and is a predicted model, not a curated record. The transcript has 6 exons. The coding region runs from base 1 to 4524 and encodes 1507 amino acids. NCBI's taxonomy places the organism in Eukaryota, Fungi, Ascomycota, Dothideomycetes, Dothideales, Saccotheciaceae. Gene Ontology annotation, cellular component: nucleus; RISC complex; cytoplasm. Gene Ontology annotation, biological process: siRNA processing. Gene Ontology annotation, molecular function: RNA binding; ribonuclease III activity; ATP binding.